GGAAUUCGCAGUGUUAACAAUGUAAAAACUGCGAAAUUAGAAAGUCAUCUUAGCAAAAAACAAAUUUCUAAAAAUAUAGGUGACUUGUUAACGAAACUUUCACAAAGUACUUCUGAUCAUGCUCUAGAAUUGCAAAUGGGGUUAAUUAAUUUACCAAUAUCAGACUUGUCAUGGCAGGACCCGCUUGCUAGCCAAGUAAUAAGCGACCAAUCUGAUUUAAUUCUUAACCUGGAUAAGACGUCACUGGAUUCUUUUAUGGAGCCAUUCGAUAAAAUGAAAGUAGAAAUACCUCACAAUAUUCAAUAUUCAAAAUAUGUGUACUAA
Messenger RNA from Racocetra fulgida, 324 nucleotides. The record is from the annotation of a GenBank genome assembly. NCBI's taxonomy places the organism in Eukaryota, Fungi, Glomeromycota, Glomeromycetes, Diversisporales, Gigasporaceae.